AUGGGAGACCAUGAGACGCCACAGUACGAGCUGCGAAACUCCUUUCGACCUCCCCGUCAUGUAAACACUUCGCCCUCAUCUCCCUCUUCGACCGCAUAUCACGGCGCUGCUGCAUCUUGCACCACGCCCACCAUCCGACUCGAUCACGACGACGGCUUCGAAGACGUGCGGCUUAAGGAACCAGCCAAGCCUCUACCCGACGCACGCGAAGGCCUGGGGUCGAAGUGGUUAUCGUCCCUAUCGACUGCCAACCCGACCGCAGCUGCACUCUCCCGUUCCGGAACCGCUCUGCACAGCCGGGCCAAAUCUUGGGCCGCAAGCUUCCCGAAGCUGAAUACUGCCAACAUCAGUACCAGUCCAGAGAAGGCAGAUAAGGCUGGAAAUAGGCAGUCGAAGAUCUUUGGGGAUCUCUUCAACGGCGAAUCUGCACCUGUUCAUCUGGGUGUACCGACUUCACCGACGAAAGAGGAGAGCGAGUUUGUGAUGGAGUAUAAGUCGGGGUUCACAGAGCGGCCGAGCUCGAGGCGGAAAGAUAGUCCCACGACAAUUGCUGCAGCGAAACCGAACACCGCGAAGACGUCGUGGUUUACGCGAAAACCCAGCAUGCCUGCGCCUGUCACGCCUGCAUCCGCCGCACAAGACGAGUUUGUCGCUAUGAAUAUCAACACCAGCCUAUUCCCACACGGACCAGCAGAUGAGUUAUCACCGCAAGCUUUCAACGACCUCCUUCUCAACGCCACAAACCUCCUCCAACGAAUGCAGGCUGCAUAUAAAGAGAAGGUAGAUUAUAUCGACAAUGUCCAACCUGAGAUUGACGCACAGAAAGAGGAAGUGGAAGAAGUGGAGACGCGCUCAAAACACCUGAAGAUGCAAUUGGAAGACAUAGGACGUCAGAAUCAGGAGCAGAAGCAGGUCAAUGAGGAGCUGAUCAUCCAGCUGGCAGAGGAAAAGAUGAAAUUGCAGGAAGCACGUGAGGCGUCCAAGACAAUCCGACUCGUGCGGCGGGAAACAGACGGGACUGAAGCUGGCGCGAGCGACGACGAAGUCGCACAGAGACGAAAACGCAGAUCAGCAGGUAGUGCCUCUGACUCUGGUUUCGAAUCCGACGCGGACACUUCCUCGGUCUUUAGUGGAGGCAUGGAAACACCCGUGUCGCAACGUCACCCACAGCUGAUGUUGACGCCGGAUAUGGAUGUCACGCCUAGCAAGCAUGGCCAGCUUUUCUCGAGAAGCAGCACCAUGUCACAGCAAAGCACGGCAUUCUCGAAUACGAACCGAAUGGGUCCAGAGAGCGCGGCUUGGGCGACGGUCGAGCAGCUGCGGCAUGAGAAUCAGGCGCUAAGGAUGCAAGUCGAGGAGAUGCAGAGUAGUCUGCAGGGCGUUAUUGAUUUCGUGGGUGGUGUGAAUGGGGUUUGA
This is a messenger RNA of Zasmidium cellare ATCC 36951, 1416 nucleotides long. RefSeq lists its product as uncharacterized. The record is from RefSeq and is a predicted model, not a curated record. Lineage: Eukaryota; Fungi; Ascomycota; Dothideomycetes; Mycosphaerellales; Mycosphaerellaceae. Bases 1 to 1416 code for a protein of 471 amino acids. The transcript has a single exon.